Oryzias melastigma (Indian medaka) is the source of this 7216-nucleotide messenger RNA. It is a transcript of the gene mdga2a, whose product is annotated as MAM domain containing glycosylphosphatidylinositol anchor 2a. Gene Ontology annotation, molecular function: cell adhesion molecule binding. The record is from RefSeq and is a predicted model, not a curated record. NCBI's taxonomy places the organism in Eukaryota, Metazoa, Chordata, Actinopteri, Beloniformes, Adrianichthyidae. Gene Ontology annotation, biological process: cell-cell adhesion. The transcript has 19 exons. Bases 1495 to 4362 code for a protein of 955 amino acids. Gene Ontology annotation, cellular component: membrane; cell-cell junction.
UUUCUCAUAACUCUCCGAUUGGAGGGCUAAAUGUAGAGAAAAUACAUUGGAUGGGCCUUAGUGACAUACACCUGAAAAAUGAUUGACCCGUAUGGGAUGCUAAAGGUUUUAGGGUGUCCUCUCCUCCUUAGUAUGAUCUUUACUACUAUGUUUUUUAUAUUAAUUUUUAACAUCUGUCCGCGGACAACGGAUGAAAAAAAGCAGCUGGGUUAAUUUAAUGUACAAUGUCCCAGAGAAAUCUCACUGAUUUGUUUUCUCUGUUGCUUAAAAGAAUGUUGAUCCCCUGGAAUAGGCUCCACCCCUUCAGUCCUGACAGGGAAAAGAUGAAAGGAGAAAAAAGAUGACGGGACGUAGUGAAUUGUUGAUUUUCAAAUCAUUGGGUUACAAUGAUUUGUACAUAAGUCAGCACAGAGAUGGAUCCAGAGUGGCCGUUUAAACCUGACCCCCGGAGGCGCUUCACGGUCCCAUUUGGGAGGUGCGGCUCUGAAACACCUGUAAGCGCGUGACAGGAGCCGCAGUGAGCUCCUGCCUCUGAACUGUCAUGUAGCCUCGGAAUGGAACAUGACGCGCCGCGCUUCAUCCGCCUCUGAUGAAGGAGGGACGCGCCAACAGGAGGAGACAGGUGGAGGCUGCGCGUUUGGUGGUGAUAGUAAAGGUCUGUCAAAGCCAGACCUCCUGAAUUCCAAUGGAUCCACCCCCCCACCUCCCUUCCAGCCUCCUCCUAUAGCCCCCCGCCCUCCCCGCGCCGAGCAGCUGCACCUCUCCUGCCUUCCUGACGCUGCGCGAAGCCUUCCAUACAGAUGAGCGCUGGAAGCGACGCACCUCCUGACGUAGCCGCAGACCGGCUGCGGUGCCGCUUCGGUCUCCGUGGAUCGGAUUGCGCAACGUGACUGAUGCUCGCGCGCCUUGGCGGCUGACACCUUUCAUUUUUCUUUCCUUUCUUUUCAUUUUUUUAUCAUUUCUGCCCACCGAACGCGGCAGAAGAGGCGUCGAGCCGGACCGGGACCCCUCCCUCCCUGCCUCCCCCUCGUCGCCGGGACAGAUGAGCGGCGCGCCGCGGCGGGAUGCGGUCGUGAUGUGACUGUGAGAGCGCCGCUGAUCGGCUCCAGAGGUGGAGGACGGGAAUAAAAAGAAGAGGGGAAAAAAGGCGGUGAUGCGGAUCGGAGGAACGGAGCUGGCGCGUCGCCCCUCCGCUCGGAGCCUCGGGGGUCUGCUGUGAACUCGGCGGGACCGGGAGCAGCGGGGAGCUCCGCGGUGAAGGCCGGCCUCUGCAGCCGGCUUUGCCAGCUCGCGUUCCCCCGCGGCGCCUGCGUGCCGCCAGCGCACCCUCCACCAAAAAAAGGAAAAAUAAAUAAUAAUUAAAAAAAAAUCCUCACCGCCUGUUGUAUUUAAAGCGCCCUGAACAGAUGGACUGAAUCCAUCGAUGCUGGAGAGCCGCACCGCCCCGGAAAGGACUUCCUGUGCGUAAUAGCUGGAUAUGUAAAGAUUAACAGGAUGGAUCUAAUUUUCGCCGUUUUGGGGCUGCUGGCGCUGCUCGUGGACAGCAUCCGCUGCCAGGGAGUGUACGCGCCUCCAACUGUGCGCAUCAUCCACUCGGGGAACGCCUGUAAUGUGGAGGAGGAGAGGCACACAGAGAGAGUUUACACCAUCAGGGAAGGAGAGACCUUGGAGCUCACCUGUCUAGUGACGGGCCACCCUCGACCACAGAUCCGGUGGACAAAAACAGCAGGCAGCGUAUCGGACCGCUUCCAGGACUCCAGCGUGUUCAAUGAGACACUGCACAUCCAAAAAAUCCAGAGGACCCAAGGGGGGCGCUACUAUUGCAAGGCGGAGAACGGCCUCGGUUCUCCAGCCAUCAAGUCUAUCCGGGUGGACGUCUACUAUCUGGACGACCCGGUGGUGACGGUGCAUCAGAGCAUCGGAGAGGCCAAGGAGCAGUUCUACUACGAGAGGACCGUGUUCCUGCGAUGCGUGGCCAACUCCAACCCGCCCGUCCGCUACAGCUGGCACCGCGGACGCGAGGUCCUGACCCAGGGCUCGGAUAAAGGCGUGGAAAUCUACGAGCCGUUUUUCACACAGGGGGAAACGAAGAUCCUGAAGCUGAAGAACCUGCGUCCCCAGGACUAUGCCAACUACAGCUGCAUCGCGUCUGUCAGGAACGUGUGCGGGAUCCCCGACCGCAGCGUUGUCUUCAGACUCACCAACAAAACAGCAUCGCCGUCCAUCAAGCUGCUGGUGGAAGACCCCAUAGUGGUGAAUCCGGGCCAAACGGUCUCCUUGGUGUGCAUCAACACGGGAGGCGAGCCGCCGCCCAUCCUCACCUGGGUGAGCGCCAACGACAGCCUACCCCAGAGGAGCGUGGUGAACGGCGGCACCCUCACGCUGCCCUCAAUCACCUCCGACGAGGCCGGCAUCUACAGCUGCGUGGCCAGCAACAACGUGGGGAACCCGGCCAAGAAGUCGACCACGAUCGUAGUGAGAGCUCUGAACAGAGGUCGGUUUUGGAUCACUCCGGAUCCGUACCACAACGACGACAACAUCCAGAUUGGUCGUGAGGUCAAGAUAUCGUGUCAGGUGGAGGCGACGCCACCCGAGGAGCUGACGUUCAGCUGGUUGAAGAACGGCCGCGCCCUGCGGAGCUCCGAGCGAAUGGUCAUCACCCAGACGGACCCCGAUAUCUCUCCUGGAACCACCAACCUGGACAUCAUUGACCUCAAGUUCACAGACUUUGGCACGUACACGUGCGUGGCGGCGCUGAAGGGGGGCGGCAUUCCCGAUUUUAGCAUUGACGUCAACAUCUCCUCCACAACAGUUCCGCCAAACUUGACGGUCCCCCGGGGCAAGUCCCCCCUGGUGGCCCGCGAGGGUGACACUGUGGAGCUGGAGUGCCUUGUUUCAGGGAAGCCCAAGCCCAUCAUCCUGUGGUCCCGAGCGGACAAGGAGGCGCCCAUGCCGGACGGCAGCAUGCAGAUGGAGAGCUUGGACGGCGUGCUGCGGAUCGUGAAUGUGUCCAGGGACAUGACGGGCUCGUACCGCUGCCAGACCAGCCAGUAUAACGGCUUCAACGUGAAACCUCGGGAGGCCAUGGUGGAGCUGAUCGUUCAGUACCCUCCAACGGUGGAACCAGUUUUCAUGGAGAUGCGACAGGGCCUGGGCCGGCCGGUUGUGAUGACCUGCAGGGUUCUGCGAGCUCACCCGUCCCGAGUGCUGCGCUUCGAAUGGCUCCUGUCGAACCGGCUGCUGCAUGCGGGGGCCUUUGAUGCCCAAAAAGACGAGACGGAGUACACCAUUCGCAGCCUGAACAAAGAGGGCUGGGGCGAGUACACCUGUAACAUAAUCAAUGAGGCUGGAGCAGGAAAAUGCACCUUCCAGGUGACAGGCAAAGCCUACCCUCCAGAGUUCUACUAUGACACCUACAGUCCGCUGUGGCAGAACCGACCCCGAGUCUAUGGCUUCAAGCUACAGUGGACCCAGAUGAACCCCAGUGCCGUGGAUCGCAUCAUUGCCUACAGACUGGGCAUAAGACAGAUGGGGCAGCAGCGCUGGUGGGAAACCGAGAUCCCAGUCAACGCAACCCCCAACAAAGGAGAGCUGAUGACUCACAACCUGACCGAGCUCAUCAAACCCGAAUCCUACGAGGUCCGCCUCACGCCCAUCACGCGCUUCGGAGAGGGUGACUCAGCCAUACGGAUCAUCACCUACAGCCCUCCCAUCAACCCUCACCUGAGGGAGUUCCACUGCAGCUUCGAGGAGGAGGCCAUCUGCAUGUUCACCCAGGACAAGAACGACGACUUCGACUGGACGCAACACAGCGCCGCCACGCGCGACACCAAGUACACGCCCAACACCGGCCCCAGCGCCGACCGCACCGGCUCCAAGCAGGGUUUCUACAUGUACAUCGAGACGUCGCGGCCGCGUAAGGAGGGGGACCAGGCGCGCCUCAUCAGUCCUUUCUUCAAUGUAGCACCUAAAAACCCUUACGGCAUCACCAACCCGCCUGCCUACUGCUUCAGCUUCUUCUACCACAUGUAUGGAAAACACAUAGGAACACUGAAUGCAUUCCUCAAGCAGAAGGGGCUAACAACCUCUGAAGCUCCUGUGUGGUCCCUGAGUGGUAACCAAGGCGACCGGUGGAGGCAGGCCAAAGUGAGCAUCCAUCCAACGUCAUCUUUCCAGGUCAUUCUUGAAGGUAUCCGGGGUCCAGGAAUCGAGGGAGACAUAGCCAUAGAUGACGUCACCCUGGAGGAAGGAGGGUGUCGAGACCCUCCACCCAACAUCAGUGCCAAGGCGCCGUCCCUCUCCGCCCAUAUAUGGCUGCUGUGCGUCGCCCUGGCGCUGAGCCUCCUCCCGGCUCAGAGGUGACGCGGCUCCUGGCCAUCUCAGAGGCGAAUGUUCGGACCCGCUGUCUGUGAGCUCCACCCUCGGCAUCCAAUCACCAAAGAUUCAUGCAUCCCGAAAGCAGCAGGGGUCCCUGACGGACCGCGGACCACGGCGACGAGACGGAGGGACUUUCUAAAGAACAAAGGAAAAGUAAUAAACAAGAUAAUUGACUUUUUUUUCUCUCUUCUGGAGAGUCGAGGCCUCUCCCUGCAGGACUUGGGAUGUGUUAAGGAGCACAAAGAUCAGGGGCUGAGAAGGAGCCCGGACCUCUGGAGGAGUUUGUAAAGCACAAGAAUCACCUGUGAAGCUGUGGAAACAGAUGGCGGUGGACCACAGUCAAAUUUUAGGAAUAAAGUUCCCCUCCUGAGUCUGUCUUUUUUCAUUUCCUCGCACCUCAUCGGUUUCCCCCUUCAGCUCAGCCUCACGUCUCACGUCGGCAUUACUUUGUCUGCUUGGUGCUGUUCUGUAGAUAACCACGGACUCUGGCAGCGUUUAGUUCCCUCUGCUUACCCCCUGUAGCUGCCUACCUUUGAACACUGUGCUCACGAGUCCACGUGGCCAGAGACGGCACGGCGGCAGAAGGAGGAAAGGAUUGGGAGGCGGAGCACGGGAAGGUCUUCUUAGCAAAUUAGUGGAGCCUGACUCAAACAUCGGGUCACCGUUCUGCCUGUGGAGCAGAAGCCACUUUACUUUCUGCCAUGAAACAAAGUGCCUUCAAAGAGAACCGUGAGCCGGGCUGUGGACCAACAUCCAACACAUCGCUUUUCAUGUUUCCUCCGAUGGGCUAUUUUCUACCUUUUUUUUUUUUUUUCAUUUUUUCCUCCCCACAAGUGCUGAUGGGAAGGCGAUCUAUCAGAAGGAGGUGCUGCUGGACCCUGAGCACAGGUCGGGAAGCAUUAACAAAAAAAAGAAUUUAAAAAAAAGAAAAACUCAAGGCGGGUGAUCUUUUGCUUUCACUAAAGAGGAGUUAAACUUCACAAACUUCUCCUCUCAUCUCCGGCGUUUCCAAACGUCCCGCCGCCGAGGAACUCCUCUUCUGGGUGGAGCUCCUCACCAAAACCCUCCACCAUUUAUAUGGAACAAUGUGACUGACAAAAAAAGAAAAAAGAAAAGCUCAUAACAAUAGUCCUAAUAUUUUAUUACUCUAGCGAGAAUGUUUCUCUGCUUUUACACGAACUGUAAAGACUGACGGAUCUAGAGACGUUAACCGGCGCGGUUUUUAAAAAAAAUGUAUUGUACAAAAGAGAUCAAAAGAAUAUGAAUAAUUCUGUUCAUUGUUGGUUUUUGACAAUGUUUUAGGACUUGUGUCUUUUUUUUUCUUAUUUGUUUUUAUUUUUUCAAAGAUGACUUCUUUUCUCUUCUCGUCGUCUCCCUCUGCAUCGCUGAAAUAUCAAAGCCGAUGGAAGCAUAAGAAGUAAACCAGUUUGGUAAAUGUAUAACUUGUAAAUGUUAAAGACGCUCUGUUUAAAGGUUUAUGAUAAAUGUUUUAUGUUCGGAGUCCAGGAAGCACAACAUACAAUUUAAGGUCUCGAAGUAUACAGAUCCUAUUUUUUUUUUUUUUUCGAUAAAUAUAUAUUUCUCUGCACAUGUGCGUCCUGCUCCUACAGAUUCAGACUUUCCGGCUUCAUGACGAAGCGCUGAUCAUCCACGUCGGAAGUCCUCCUGUCGGGCCCGGCUCAGCAUUGUAGCUUCUUCACUUAAAGCCUGGAUUAGUCUGAGGGGGUUGUAUUCAUGUGGGGACAUAAAACUGUGUACAAUAUGUGUGGUCAGAAAAUGUAAAGAUAAAAAAAACAAACAGAGCAGAUUGAUGAGCAUUUCAGGGCAUUCUUGCAAUUCUGUUUUGGUCUGCGUGCUAUGAAGAUAUCCUCAUCACAUAUCUUAUGUCCGCUUCUCUUUUGUUUCAUUUUUUUAUUAUUAUUAUUAUUAUUUGUUUAUUUUGAUUUGAAUUUUCAUAUCAUGCUGAAUGUAAAAGAAGUUCUUGCUCUUAAAGUCUUACUAGGUGUAAUGUUUUACCGAAUCAUCCGUUUCCUGUGUGCUUUUGAAGACGAAAGAGGUUUCUCGCGCACGUUAAUAACAUCACCUUUGUCUGGUCCUCGGACAGAAUUUUGACCAAAUCAACUAAAGUUUAGACAAAAUUUAAGUUAACUGACAAUUACACUGAUAAGAAAAGGUGCUGCGGUGUCCACAGAGUGUUGAUUUCAAGUGAGUUUAAACAAAUAAGUUAAUUGUUCAAAAGUUACAUACUAUAAAAACAAUUUCUUUAGCAGUGUACUUACUUUAGGCUUACAAAUACUUUGUAUUUGGGUCAUGGUGGACCUCAAAGACCCGGGUUUGAGUGUGAAAACCAUUGUAAUACCUCCUCCUGUACACUAGGUGGUGGUAAGCCAUUUUUAUUGGGUCAUUAUUUGCCAAUAAAUAUUAAAAUAGGGAUUCAAAUCACUCUCCAGGAUGCAACUUCUUCUGAGAAGUUUUGAAUUCGUAUUUUAUAUUAUUGCGAAGGGGAUUUUGUGAGCACGUUGACUAAAGUUUAGACAAAUUUAAGUUAACUGACAAUUAUACUGAUAAGAAAAAGUGUUCCAGUGUCUACAGAGGGUUGAUUUCCAAUGAGCCAAAGCAAAUUAAUCAUUUUAUUGUUUAAAAGCUACAUCAGGUUAAAAAAAAAUACAUAUAUAUAUAUAUAUUUUUUUUUUUUUGAAGUGUGUUUUAGGUAUGCUAAAUUGAGAUUCAGUUCUGAGUGCAAAUGGCAUUGUAAUACCUCCUCCAGUACACUAGGUGGUAGUAAACCAUUUAUUAGUGGGUCAUUAUUUGCCAAUAAAUGUCAAAAUAAGGGUUCCAA